AUGUCCAAGCCGACACUAACUUUCGUCACUGGCAACGCCAACAAGCUGCGUGAGGUCAAGCAGAUCUUCGCGCUCUCACCCGACUUCCCCUACGAGCUCACUAACAAGGAUCUCGAUCUGCCCGAGAUUCAAGGGACCACACGCGACGUUGCGCAGGCCAAAUGCGCAGCUGCUGCUAAAGCGCUCGGCGGCGCUUGUAUCACGGAAGACACUGCACUUGGUUUUCACGCUCUCGGAGGUCUUCCUGGCCCCUAUAUCAAAGACUUUAUGAAGACGAUCGGACACGACGGAUUGAACAAGAUGCUCGAUGGAUUCGAAGAUCGCUCUGCUUCCGCCAUCUGCACUUUCGCAUACUGUGCUGGCCCAGGCGAGCAAGUGCAGCUGUUCGAGGGCAAGACCGAAGGCAUCAUUGUGCCUCCUCGUGGUCCGACCCAUUUCGGAUGGGACCCAAUCCUAGAGAUCAAGAACACUGGGCUCACUUACGCCGAAAUGGACCCAAAAUACAAAAACACACUCUCGCACAGGUACAAGGCCCUCGCGCUGUUGCAAGAGUACCUCGUCAGUCUCGCCGACAAGUCAUAG
This is a messenger RNA of Pseudozyma hubeiensis SY62, 582 nucleotides long. Its product is annotated as non-canonical purine pyrophosphatase. Gene Ontology annotation, biological process: nucleoside triphosphate catabolic process. The record is from RefSeq and is a predicted model, not a curated record. Gene Ontology annotation, cellular component: cytoplasm. Bases 1 to 582 code for a protein of 193 amino acids. The transcript has a single exon. Gene Ontology annotation, molecular function: nucleoside triphosphate diphosphatase activity. NCBI's taxonomy places the organism in Eukaryota, Fungi, Basidiomycota, Ustilaginomycetes, Ustilaginales, Ustilaginaceae.